Molecule: messenger RNA, 849 nt
Organism: Pichia membranifaciens NRRL Y-2026
Lineage: Eukaryota; Fungi; Ascomycota; Pichiomycetes; Pichiales; Pichiaceae
Exons: 1
Coding region: 1-849 (282 amino acids)
Source: RefSeq, a predicted model, not a curated record
AUGCUAGUAACAAGACUGUUGCAGCGUAACGUUCAAGACGAAUUUGGUGUCGUAGAUUCACUAGUUGUUUUGAAGAACCAGAUAGCAUCUCGCAUGAGCCAGUUGCAAACAUUAAUUGCUACGGAACAAGCUAAGCAAGUAAGAAACUCUACAAAUGCUACAGGAAAGUUGAAAGCGGCUACACCCGCAUCAAACGGUAAAGAUCUAUUGCUAAAACAAACAUCAGGCUCUCCCUCGCCGGGGCCUGUACUAUCUACCCUCGAAAACACAUCCCUUCAGCUGUUUAACUCUUCACUAGCUGAAAUAGAAACGUCUUUGCUCAAAAACUUGAAUAUCAAGAUGAGUGAUAUUCCCAGCAAUUCAAGGUCAUAUAAAGUACCCAUGAUAAAUAAAUCACAAAUCAAUCAAAUUGAGCAUUCUUUACAGUUGCUCAACUUCAAAGGAUCGGAUGACUUGAAACUACGAAAUGAAUAUUUAACCAAGUUGAACAUGUUUUACUAUAGUGAGAUGCUGGCUCAGCAAGAAGUCAUCAAAGAUGUAGUUUCCGUUGUAAAAGAUCUCGAAUCAGGCAUGGAAAAUAAUCCUAGGUGGACAAAAGUAAACCAGAUAAAUGACGAAUCUGUGCUUACUAUGGUAGGAGAGUUACAGCAGCGUAUCUCUGACCUAGAAAGAGAAAAGGUUCACAUGGAGAAUGAAAUUGUGAAAUUGAAAGAAAGAUGGAAUAACUUGGUUGAAGGUGCUCGUCGACGCAAAGAGCAAGAGAAAGAGUUAUACAUUAGCCGAACUGACAUAUCCCCCGUUAAUAUGGACCAUAAUAACUACAGCGACAAGCCCAAUUACAAUGAAUGA